UUUUAGCUUCCACCAGGAGUCACGGAACGGGAUUUCAAGCUGCACCAUUUAUGCUCUAGGGUUUCGAUUUGCCUUCGCUGUGGAAGAAUUUGAGUCGAGCGUUCCGUUAAACCAACUCAUGCAGGGUGUUUUAGUAAGCACUUUAGCACCCCAAGCAAUUGGUGGGAGCUGUGGAGCAGUUUCGUUGUUCAAGGAUUGUUUGAAGCUUUUCAAUAGGAACGGCAUAAAACCCAUGGUCGAUAGCUCAUGUUUCGGGCGUCAAUGCAUGCUAAGGCUAUACUCUAUAAACACUAGCAGAGCCAGGAGGUUGGACUCGAGGAUCAAAGCUACAUGGUUGUUCAAUGGAGGUCGUAAAGAGAUGGAUGGCAGCAUCGAGCGUAGUGAGGCGAGUAAUGAGGAGAUUGUAAUAUUCUUUUUCCGAUUGGACUUAGAGACUCGGAUACAGUAUGCUCUAAAUACAGAACAAUAUGAUGUUGCACAACAAUUAAGAAACCAGCUUAAUGAGGUUGAAACCAAAAUAAUCAAACAACAAGAAGCUAAAAGGGGAUCCUCAAAAAGUGAAGCUCAGGACAAAGCAUUAAAUUUAUUACGAAUGCGUGCAGACUUGCAGAAAGCUAUUGAUAAUGAGAAGUAUGCAGUUGCUGCAGAGUUACGGGAUGAGAUCUCAAAUCUUGAGGUUGAAUCCUUGGCUUCAUCUGCCAAAGCUUUGGCUUACGAGAAUGCUCAAUAUGCAUAUCGGUUGGGUGAGAAAGUAAGGCACAAAGUGUUUGGAUAUCGUGCAGUAAUUUGUGGCAUGGAUCCUAUUUGCUGUGAAUCAAGUUCUUGGAUGGAGGUUGCUGAUGUUGAAAAGUUAUCUCGAGGGGCUAACCAACCGUUUUAUCAGGUUUUGGUUGAUGUUCAUGACGACCCCAACUUGCUCGUUGCUUAUGUUCCGGAGGAGAAUCUCAAAUCUACUGAAAAACCAGAUUUGAGCAGGUUUGAUCAUCCGUAUGUUUCCUUCCUGUUUUAUGGCACUGAUACAGCUGGUGACUUCAUCCCGGUCAAGCAACUACGAGAAAAAUUCAAUCGGCCUCGGCAUGAACCCCCCAUUGAUUUACCAGAUGGAGCUGAAGAUGAUAAUAUAUAGGUUUUUCCUCUCCAUUCAUCUUCUGAAUCAUUAGAUUUGCUUUAAAAUGAGUGUAGCAUUUCGAGAAUCAAUCAAGUAUUGCACUAAUCUUAAUGUAAAUCUAACAGCUGACAGUUUAGGGUUCUAUUGUGAUAUAGGUUGACAGUUUAGGGUUCCUAUUGCAGGGCUAAAGGCAAAGCUGCGGGGUCUAGUUUGCAAUUUGUGAUAUAGUUUGGUUUGAGAUGAAGAAACAGAUAUGAGCAUUUUACUGUAAAUAUGCUUUGGUAGUUUGGAAGACAGUGAUGGAUGUAUUGCAUCAUUCUUUGCAGCUUUUAAACUUAGUGCAGCAUAAUAUUUUGCAUGAAAUUUACCAAUUUGCUUUUAAAAAACUCGUCAUUUAAGGACAAUGCG
Phalaenopsis equestris is the source of this 1516-nucleotide messenger RNA. Its product is annotated as clp protease adapter protein ClpF, chloroplastic. The coding region runs from base 119 to 1126 and encodes 335 amino acids. The record is from RefSeq and is a predicted model, not a curated record. Lineage: Eukaryota; Viridiplantae; Streptophyta; Magnoliopsida; Asparagales; Orchidaceae. Gene Ontology annotation, molecular function: DNA binding. The transcript has 10 exons.